Molecule: messenger RNA, 585 nt
Organism: Paramecium pentaurelia
Lineage: Eukaryota; Ciliophora; Oligohymenophorea; Peniculida; Parameciidae
Source: the annotation of a GenBank genome assembly
AUGUCUAAACUAUUUAAAUACAAAAAAGUUGGAAACAGUAUGAUGGUAAUAACAAAAGAUUCUAUUGAAUUGAUGGAACAAUUAAGAACAGAACAUACUAAUCUUUGCAAGUCCAUAUCUGAAUUAGAUAUGAAAAGAUAAUUAAUAGAGGAUAAAAUGAGAGAAUUAUCUAUCAAGUUAAAUUCCUUUUACUAACAUAGCGAUUAACCAUAUAUCCCUAAGUUAAUUUAUAAAUUUCCUUGUGAUUCCCAAUAAGAUUAAAGAACAAUAGAUGAUGAAGAAGUAAUCUUUCAAAUUAAUGACUAUUAAGAAUUUAUUCCUGAUUUUUAAGAAAAUGAUACAAAAACUAAAAAAGAAUUAUUCAAUUAUUUUAAUUACAAAUAAGAUGAAAAAGAUGUAUUUAAUGAUCUUAAUAAUACAAAUAAUCUUAAAAAACUUGCAGAAGAAUUUGGAAUUAAAUCAAAUAAUAUCAAUAAAAUGAAAUAACAAAUUAAGAUAAUUUAGAAUUAUUUAGAAAACUAAUCAUUUCCAUCUUCAUGGAAUAAUAUUUAUAAUACAGAAUUAUUCGAUAAAUUAGAAAUUUGA